Molecule: messenger RNA, 1032 nt
Organism: Diachasma alloeum
Lineage: Eukaryota; Metazoa; Arthropoda; Insecta; Hymenoptera; Braconidae
Exons: 5
Coding region: 182-931 (249 amino acids)
Source: RefSeq, a predicted model, not a curated record
GAUGUUCGUAAUAGAAGACCACUGAGAUCAAAGUAGAGUGGGCAAUCGACCAGUGGCACGUUUUAUAAAUGAACAGAUAAGAUACGAGUUACAUGUAUUAAAAAUUCGUCGAUGGGCUAUUUCCUUAGUACACGUUUGCAGUCUUUGCUUAAAUCGAGCUCUUUCACUUGAUGCGGACAGCAUGAUUCUUUGGAGUGCAGUGAUUGUUUUGGUGGCCCUGGGGGGUCAAGUUCAGGGUUACGAUUAUCCGGUUGAUCCUGAAGUCGAUGAAGGGGAAGGCGAUCUUUCCGAGAUGAAGCAAGUAACUCAGGUGGACCUCAAUGAUCUCUUCGACAAAUCCCUUCCCUUGAUUCGGGAAGCGAUCGUCAAGGCAAGGUUGGACCCUCUCAGCAUGCCAGAUCAAAUCCUAUCCGUCGGUUACAUCCCGGGAUUGAACCCGAAAAUCCAGUUACAGCAUGGUUGGACUCAACAGGGCUCAACAAUCCGACGAAAUGGUGAUGUUAUCGUUCGCUAUAGCAAUAAAAUGAUUGAGUUCGAUGCAGCGCUCAGUUGGGACCACUUAGACGUGACCUACGCCUACACCUUGCGAUACCUUCUCUUCACCCGCAAGGGUGAUUUCAAUGGGCGCUUCGAUGAUGUCAAGGUCCAAGUUAUCGGCUCCUUCAACAUCAGCACUCACAAGAUCAAUUUACGAUUCUUCAAAAUCACCAACAUUGGUCGCUUCUCGCUCAAGAUCCACGGCCACUUACUCGAUCACGUUCUAAAUGCUCUUACGAAAGGCGUAACUGUAUUCUGCAGAGACUUGGUCAUUCGAGAAAUUGAGUACAGGUUUGAGUUAGGACUUCAGGAGAAGAUCAAGGAGAUCAAUGACUUGAUUCCGGAGCCGUAUCAGCUGUCUAUCAAACUACCGGCGUGGGGACGCGGGAGCUGAUGUCAUUAUCGAGUCAUUGGCGGAUAAUUUUAAACAAGUGAUCAUGUAAUUUUGUGGAAAUGAAGAAUUAGAGUGAAUAGACACAAUGAAACUUUGAAUUA